UUAUACCUGAGUUGCAGAGUCGUCUUUCUUCUCGCUCCAGUGAGAGCUUCUGGUAAAAAAAGAAAAGAAAAGAAAAAGAACAACAUCAAUGGCGUCCCAAAAACAUUCCACAAACCCCAAACUUUUCAAGUAAAUCUGAGGAAAAAAAAACAUCUCAAUAACCAGAAGAGAGAGAGAGAGAAAAAAAAAGAAAGAAACUCAAAUUUCUCAAGUAAAUCCAAGAGAGAGAAAGAGAGAAGGAAAAAGAUCUAUCUUUUUUCCUCUGAGAGAGAGCAAAAAUGGUGGAAGUGAUACCAAAACAUAUCAAAGAUGUUUGGGAUAGGUGGAACAUAAGAGGAGCAGUCAUUCUAAGUCUUACCCUUCAAGCCAUUCUCAUUUGCUUCUCUCCUCUAAGGAAACGUACACCAAGAAGGCUCUUGAUCGUGCUUGUUUGGUCCUCUUAUCUCUUAGCAGAUUGGUCUGCUAAUUUCGCUGUUGGUCUUAUCUCCAAGAAUCAAGGUAAAGAUCUCAAACCUGAUGACCCUCCACAGGACAAAAAGGUAAUGGCUUUAUGGGCACCAUUCUUGCUCUUGCAUCUUGGUGGACCAGACACUAUCACAGCUUUCGCGCUUGAAGAUAACGCUCUCUGGCUACGACAUGUCUUUGGGCUUGUCUUUCAGGCAAUUGCUGGUGUCUAUGUGGUUGUCAUGUCUCUGCCCAAUAGCCUUUGGGUGGUUAUAGUCUUAGUGUUUGUUUCUGGGACUAUAAAGUAUCUGGAGAGGACAACGGCUCUGUAUAGUGCAAGUUUGGACAAGUUUAGGGACUCUAUGAUUCAAGCACCAGAUCCAGGACCAAACUACGCCAAGCUCAUGGAGGAGUACAAGGCCAAGAAAGAGGCAAGACUUCCCACCAAGAUCGUUCUGAUUGAUGAGCCUGACAAAGAAAAUAGGCCUAAGAAGUUAGAGCAUCCAGCAUUAGCUUCGAAGAAAAGAAAAAAAGAUUUGACCGAUCUUGAGAUUGUUCAGUAUGCUUACAAAUUCUUCAACACAUUCAAGGGCCUUGUAGUCAACCUUAUCUUCAGCUUCAGGGAGCGUGACGAGAGCCUAGAGAUCUUUGAGAAUUUAAAUGAUCCAGAGGAAGCUUUGAGGAUCAUUGAGAUUGAGCUCGGCUUUCUCUAUGAUGCUCUAUUCACCAAGAUCGCGAUUCUUCAUACCGGUAUUGGAACUGUCUCACGGGUCUUUGCUUCUGGUACCCUUGUGGCUGCAUUCAUCAUUUUUCAUAAGAAACCUAACAAAGGCACAGAUUUUCAUGGAGCUGAUGUCGUAGUUACUUAUACGCUGUUUGCAGUUGGCCUAGUUUUGGAUUUCAUAUCCAUCCUUUUGUUCCUGUUCUCAGACUGGACAUGUGCUGCAUACAGUAGUUUGAAGGACGAUCCGGAUGAGCUUCAAUCAUGGCAAGAGAGAUGUUUUAACUGGUUACUUAAAUUCAGAAAGCUGCGUUGGACGCCGCAAGAGUGCCACAAGACUGGUAUGCAUAAGUGUACCAAAGAAGGUUUGAAACCGUGUAUCAUGAAAGGUGCUGAUAAGAAGGAAGGUGGCAAUAAGAAUGAAGGUGGCAAUAAGAAGGAAGGUGACGAUAAGAAGGAAGCUGCUGAUAAGUGUUCAUUGGUAGAUAAGCAUGACGUUCUCACAACGCGUUUCUUCCUUCGGAGGUGGAGUGGAAGCAUCAACGUUUUUAACUUUAUAGCGUACGCCACAAAAGCAGAUGUAGAGAGGAUCCACGACGCCAGAGGUAGUUUCCGCCGCUACUCAUGGAAGAUCAUAACUUUUCCAUUCAAAAAACUCAACUUCGUCAUAAAGAAAAUUUUUGGAUCGAUUGUCAAGUUGAUCAAUGAAGUGCACAGACGGAUCAGCCACGAAGUCAAUGCGUUAUCAAGAAAGCAUCUUUGGGCUCGUCGUUUUCUUUACCCUAUCUAUUUCGAGUUCAUAUCCCGCAUCCCUCACUUCAUCAAAUCAGUGUGGGAUAUCCUCAGUGAGUUCUUUGACAUCUCGGAUACGCUUGAUAUGGUCCACAAGACACUAUUUGUACAUGGAGAGCCCAUGACGAGAGAAUUGUGGAAGUUCAUCUUCGAAGAGCUGAAAAACAAAUCAAAGUAUGGAGACAGUCCUGAAAAUGCCAAGAGGAUAUCUUUGGCUCGGGGAGAAUGGACUUUAAGAGAGAACCUGCCGGUGGAUGCAGAACGUGAAAAACUGGUACGCUAUGUCACAAAGGUCGAUUAUGAUCAGAGUCUUUUGAUGUGGCACAUCGCAACCGAGCUCUGUUACCAACAACAUGAGAAAGAGACUAUCCCAGAGGGUUAUGAUGAACAACGCAAGCAUUACAGUAACCGCGAGUUCAGCAAAAUCAUCUCAGACUACAUGAUGUAUCUCCUGAUCUUGCAACCCGGUCUGAUGUCCGAGGUUGCUGGAAUUGGGAAGAUCAGAUUCAGAGACACAUUGGCUGAAACUCACAAGUUCUUCCAGAGGAGGCAUAUCGAGAACGAUAGAAGCGUGGAGACAGCCACCCUAAAUAUUCUGGACGUCGAAAGUGAAAUUGAACCAAUGGGAGUGAAGGGAGAUCGAAGCAAGUCUGUAUUGUUUGACGCGAGCAGGCUAGCCAAAGACCUUGCAGAGAUGGAGAAGACACACAACAAAGAUAAAUGGGAGAUACUGAGUAAAGUGUGGGUGGAACUUCUCUGUUAUGCAGCCUGUCAUUGCGACUCUACGGCUCACGUGGAGCAACUCAGCAGAGGCGGAGAGCUCAUAAACUUCGUGUGGCUUCUAAUGGCUCACUUCGGACUAACAGAUCAGUUCCAGAUCAACAAAGGAGAUGCCAGAGCCAAACUCAUCAUAGGCAAGUGAGAGUGAGGAAGAACAACAUUCCCCGUAAUCUAAAUUCGUUCUGCUUUUGUAUUUCUUUCUACUUUCUUCUGCUCAAAACAAUGAACUCUUCUUUUCUGCAUAAAGAUGUGACAUUUGUAAGCUUUUUGUGAUGAAAAUUAUCCCAUUUAUCCUUUUUAUAUUCCAACAAGAGUCAUGAC
Messenger RNA from Arabidopsis thaliana (thale cress), 3058 nucleotides. Its product is annotated as transmembrane protein, putative (DUF594). The transcript has a single exon. Bases 279 to 2879 code for a protein of 866 amino acids. The record is from RefSeq and is marked reviewed. NCBI's taxonomy places the organism in Eukaryota, Viridiplantae, Streptophyta, Magnoliopsida, Brassicales, Brassicaceae.